ACAGUACAUGUCGACCGGCUGACCCAGUUGCCGAGCCAAAAGUCUGUCUGUCCACCAGUCUGUCUGUCAUCAAAUGAAAAUCAAAGGGAAGAAAUCUAAGGACUAAGACAUUUCUUCACAGUGGAUGAUCUGUUUCUUUAAGUGGGGAUACACACUGAGAGAGGCAGUAUGGGCUGUAUGAAGUCCACGCUGAGCGGAGGUCUGAGCAGAGGUGUGGAGGUGAAGAGCGGCCAGCAGACUGUACGUACCGACUACACGCACUAUGUCAGAGACCCCACCUCCAAUACAAAAAACAACAUACAGAAUAACUCCCUGUUACCCGGUCAAGUGUUUCAAAAGAUGGAAGAGCAAAGCGUGGGUAAAAUUGUGAUCGGCCUUUAUCCGUAUGAAGCCGUGCAUCCCGACGACUUAGGAUUCAAGAAGGGAGAAAAGAUGAAAAUCUUAGAGGAACAUGGGGAGUGGUGGAAAGCAAAGUCAUUGACAACCAACAAAGAAGGAUUCAUCCCGUGCAAUUAUGUUGCCCAAGCCGACACCAUGGAAACAGAAGAGUGGUUUUUCAAGGACAUCACAAGGAAGGAUGCAGAGAGGCAGCUGUUGGCGCCAGCAAACAAACCAGGCUCUUAUCUUAUCAGGGAGAGUGAAACAUCAAAAGGAAGUUACUCAUUGUCCAUCAGAGACGUGGACGCCCAGGGGACGGAUUCCGUCAAACACUAUAAGAUCAGGAUGAUGGAUAAUGGCGGCUAUUACAUCUCUCCUAAAAUCUCCUUCCAAGACAUUGGCAGCAUGAUCAAACACUACCACAACAAAGCAGAUGGCCUUUGUCGUAAGCUGGACCGUCCAUGUGUGAAACCCAAAGCGCAGAAACCAUGGGACAAAGAUGCCUGGGAGAUUUCCAAAGAUUCCAUUAAAAUGGUGAAGAGACUCGGAGCAGGGCAGUUUGGAGAAGUCUGGAUGGCUCACUACAACAAUGCAACCACAGUGGCGGUGAAGACGCUGAAGCCGGGCACCAUGACUGCUGAGGCUUUCAUGGAAGAAGCCAACGUCAUGAAGACGCUGCAGCACGACAGGCUGGUGCGGCUCUACGCUGUCGUCACCAAGACACAACCCAUCUACAUCAUCACGGAAUUUAUGGCUAACGGCAGCCUACUAGACUUCCUAAAAAGCGACGCAGGAUGCAAACUGCAACUCCCCAAGCUCAUCGAUUUCUCAGCGCAGAUCGCAGAGGGCAUGGCGUACAUCGAGAAGAAGAAUUACAUCCACAGAGACCUGAGAGCAGCUAAUGUCCUGGUGUCAGAGAGUCUGCUCUGUAAAAUAGCUGAUUUUGGACUGGCCAGAAUCAUAGAGGAUGACGAAUACUCUGCCAGAGAGGGGGCCAAAUUCCCCAUCAAGUGGACCGCUCCAGAGGCCAUCAACUAUGGCUCCUUCACCAUCAAGUCAGACAUGUGGUCCUUCGGAGUCCUGCUCUAUGAGAUUAUAACCUACGGGAAAAUCCCCUACCCAGGUAUGACUAAAGGAGAGGUGAUCUCCUCGUUGCAGCGUGGCUACCGCAUGCCUCAGCCCGACAACUGUCCUGACGAACUCUACACCAUUCUGAUGUCCUGCUGGAAGAGCAAACCAGAGGACAGGCCCACCUUUGAAUACAUGCAGAGCGUCCUGGAUGACUUCUACACCGCCACAGAGGGACAAUACCAGCAGCAACCAUAGAGAGGGACACCUUCAGCCAAAGACAUUUCACAUUCACUCCAGAUUAUGUCUGGAGCUCAAGAUAUUAUUCUAUUUUUGUAAUAUUUUGUAUAUACCACAUUUUGUGUACUUAAGUGCUAUAUUCUGGGGAUAUUGAGGAGAUGGAUUUUGCACAAAAUUGAUAAAAACAAACAGAGUCUUCCUUUUGUUUUUUGACACUUGUGCUGAGGCAUUUUAGCAUUUGGACCUGAUACAUUUCGAUAUGCAUUAUGUUUGUUGAGGGACUGCACAAACAGCUGACAUUAUAAAAAUAAUUUGCAAAUGUAGGACUGAAUAUAGGAGGGUAAGAGUCUUGAUUUUUGUACAAACUGCUGCCUUAUAGAGCAUGGGUAUGUGUAAAUAAUAAGGCAAAAUGGAAAACUGGAUAUGCUGCAUAUAGAAAUAGCUGUCAAAGGUACGCUUCUGGUCAUCCUUUCAUACUGAGCAAACAUUUAGAGAUCAUAUAUUUGACUUUAAAAUGGUAAUGUCUAAUUUUAUUGGUGUUAUUUACAGUAAGUUUUUUCUUUGACCACAAUGUGUAACUUUUUACACAACACAGUUUUGACCACAAACUGAGUCCAUCUCAGAGGCUGUACUUAGUCUCUUUCAAACACAAAACUUUUGCCCAAUGUGUGAAUAGCAGCAUUAUAUGCUAUGAUGUUCCGUAAUAAUAUUUCCAUUUGUGUGAAUAGUUGAGAGCUCUAUAAGGUGUGGACUAUGUGUUUUGCAUUUCAUGAUAAAUAUUUCAUAAGCUGCUCUUACAAAGUGACGCCCAUCUCUGGAAAAGAAACAUGCUGUUUAAUGUUUGAGUUGAGUCUGUUUGCUUGCUGUUUCAUUGACCACCGAAGGGUUGAUCACCUUUAAGUCCACUUCAUAUUGAAGUGCUGUACGUAGCUCUUGCUUGUUUUGUUUCUUUGUUUAGAUGUAGUAUUGUAUAAUCAAAAGUAUGAUAUGGACGUUGAAGUUGCAUUUCAAUUAAAUCUAUACUGUGCAGAUGAA
This is a messenger RNA of Plectropomus leopardus (leopard coralgrouper), 2721 nucleotides long. It is a transcript of the gene lyn, whose product is annotated as LYN proto-oncogene, Src family tyrosine kinase. The record is from RefSeq and is a predicted model, not a curated record. Gene Ontology annotation, biological process: protein phosphorylation. Gene Ontology annotation, molecular function: protein tyrosine kinase activity; ATP binding; protein binding. Lineage: Eukaryota; Metazoa; Chordata; Actinopteri; Perciformes; Serranidae.